GGCUGUACGGACGCUCUCAUGGCUAAGGUUGAGGACGUAGAGGUGUUCUGCAGUGUCUGGAAAAGAUGGCGGCAGCUGCAGCCCGUGGGGUCGCGUUCAAGGUGGGCAAGAACCUGAGGGAGGUCCGCAUCCACUUGUGCCAACGCUCGGCCAGCAGCCAAGGAGUGAGGGACUUCAUUGAGAAGCACUACGUGGAGCUGAAGAAGGCGAACCCCGACUUCCCCAUCCUGAUCCGUGAGUGCUCUCAGGUGCAGCCCAAGCUAUGGGUCCGCUAUGCUUUUGGUCAGGAGAAGAAUGUCUCAUUGAACAACCUCAGUAGCGAGCAAGUGGCCACAGCUUUAGUGAAUGUGAUGAAUAAUAAAGCCUGAAGACUCAAGAAAACAUUAAGAGCUGCCUCAGAGCUUGGGCUCUAUUGGACUGAGAAUGAAAUAUCCACAUAUUUUUAAAUUAUCUUUCCGUGUAAACCUGGUAUUGUAAUUGAACUAUAAUUUUUCUGAAUGUUCCCUCUAUUCCCCACCCCCAAACAUAUGCAUUUUACCACCAACAUUGUGACUGAAGAAAUUUAAUGUAAUACAACUUUUCAGUUCUAA
Molecule: messenger RNA, 590 nt
Organism: Vombatus ursinus (common wombat)
Lineage: Eukaryota; Metazoa; Chordata; Mammalia; Diprotodontia; Vombatidae
Gene: NDUFA2
Product: NADH:ubiquinone oxidoreductase subunit A2
Exons: 3
Coding region: 66-368 (100 amino acids)
Source: RefSeq, a predicted model, not a curated record